This is a messenger RNA of Rhea pennata, 519 nucleotides long. RefSeq names its product collagen alpha-1(I) chain-like. The record is from RefSeq and is a predicted model, not a curated record. Gene Ontology annotation, biological process: extracellular matrix organization. Lineage: Eukaryota; Metazoa; Chordata; Aves; Rheiformes; Rheidae. Gene Ontology annotation, molecular function: extracellular matrix structural constituent conferring tensile strength. The annotation marks the transcript as partial. The transcript is spliced from 2 exons.
UGCUCGGGGCCCUCAGGACCUUCGGGGAGCUCAGGACCCUCGGGGCGCCCGGGGCCCUCGGGGCGCUCAGGACCCACGGGGCGCCCGGGGCCCUCGGGGCGAUCGGGACCCUCGGGGCGCUCGGGACCCUCGGGGCGCCUGGGGCCCUCGGGACGCUUGGGGUGCUCGGGGCCCUCAGGACCUUCGGGGCGCUCAGGACCCUCGGGGCGCCCGGGGCCCUCGGGGCGCUCGGGACCCUCGGGGCACUCAGGACCCUCGAGGUGCUCAGGACCCUUGGGGCGCUUGGGACCCUCGGGGCGCUUGGGACUCUCAAGGCGCUCAGGACCCUCGGGGCGCCCGGGGCCCUCGGGGCGAUCGGGACCCUCGGGGCGCUCGGGACCCUCGGGGCACCUGGGGCCCUCGGGACGCUUGGGGUGCUCGGGGCCCUCAGGACCUUCGGGGCGCUCAGGACCCUCGGGGCGCCCGGGGCCCUCGGGGCGCUCGGGACCCUCGGGGCACUCAGGACCCUCGAGUCGCUAA